UCUGUUUACUUCCUGCGGCUCUGCAACCUGUAGUAUCAUAUCGUUGAGGAUGGCCCUGGAGACGGUGCCGAAGGACCUGCGGCAUCUGCGGGCUUGUUUGCUGUGCUCGUUAGUCAAGACUAUAGACCAGUUUGAAUAUGAUGGGUGUGACAAUUGCGAUGCAUACCUACAAAUGAAGGGCAACAGAGAGAUGGUUUAUGACUGCACCAGCUCUUCAUUUGAUGGAAUCAUCGCGAUGAUGAGUCCAGAGGACAGCUGGGUCUCCAAGUGGCAGCGUGUCAGUAACUUUAAGCCAGGAGUAUAUGCUGUGUCAGUCACUGGUCGCCUGCCCCAAGGAAUCGUGCGGGAGCUGAAGAGUCGAGGAGUGGCCUACAAAUCCAGAGACACAGCAAUAAAGACCUAGCUAGGCGCAGGCCAGAGCAUCUUGUUUACUUCUGUUCUUGUUUUCUUGUGGAACUAAACAGGCGGGACCCCAAGAAUCCCUGCCCAGUCUCAGGCUCAGCAGACUCCAUGGCAGCAGCACACCCCGCCUUAAGUCUGCUCACUCUCUCUGACCACUGGUGAACUGGGAGUGCCUGGGUGGACUCAGAGGCCAUAUCAGGAGAGCAAGAUGCUGAUUUCCCACGUCUGUUCAGGGUUUUGCCUCUGUCCAUGGGCAGGACUUUGGUUUAAAUACCAAUAAAAUGAACCUUUGGAAUAUACUUAAAAGUA
This is a messenger RNA of Apodemus sylvaticus (European woodmouse), 711 nucleotides long. It is a transcript of the gene Supt4h1, whose product is annotated as SPT4 homolog, DSIF elongation factor subunit. Gene Ontology annotation, molecular function: RNA polymerase II complex binding; zinc ion binding. Gene Ontology annotation, cellular component: DSIF complex; nucleus. The transcript is spliced from 5 exons. NCBI's taxonomy places the organism in Eukaryota, Metazoa, Chordata, Mammalia, Rodentia, Muridae. Bases 50 to 403 code for a protein of 117 amino acids. The record is from RefSeq and is a predicted model, not a curated record. Gene Ontology annotation, biological process: positive regulation of DNA-templated transcription, elongation; regulation of transcription elongation by RNA polymerase II; mRNA processing.